GUGAUGGGCGAGUGCUCUUUCGAUAGUUUCGUCGAUAACAUACUCCAGCUAGUUGCUGUGACAGACACACGUGUUCUGUUUGAACAAUAUAUACGCGACAAUUCUCGCCAGAAACUUACUAGAGCACAACAAGACAACUUGACUAGACCCAUUGACUUACAGGCCUCUCGACGAGUAUCCGGCCAGAAAAGAUGCAGUCCUGGUAUACUGUCACCAAAACAGUUAGAAAAUGCUGUAAAAACGCUGAAGGAACUUGCAAAGCGUUUCAGAAUUCAACUAACGCCUGAGAAACAAACAAAGACCAAACGAACCAAAGGCGAAUCAAAAUCUCUUACUCAGCCGAGGGCGACAACACCUGAGGUGGAAAAUACGAAACUGCCAGGAACAUGGGUCGAAUGUUGUCUGUGCAAGAAGUGGCGUUAUUUAUCUGAUGUCCAUGAUCCCAGUUUGGUCGAUGUCGGCUGGAACUGUGCUCUCAGUUCGCGCAAGUCUAACCAGGUCUUGGAUGAGACACAGGGUUACAGUCAAAGUAAGAAUCCGUGCGACAUCCCGCAAAGUCCCAUUCCGGAUGAAAGUUACAACGAUUGCAUUUACACAAGUUUCGCGGUGGGUUCAGUUGUUUGGGCCAAACUUCAAGGAUAUCCUGAAUGGCCUGCAAUGAUCUGCUACAAUCAGGCUGGAAAAUAUGCUGAGUUUGAUCCUAUCACCAGAAUAGCAACUCACUAUUAUGUAGUGUUUCUGGAUCCCACGCAUUCAACUAUAAGUCGCAUUCGUGCCGGAAGAUUGCGGAGAUACGUUAGCGGCAGCGUGCAGCAAAUGAAAAAUAUCAAGCGGAAAUUUCGAGAGUCUCUCGAGGCUGCGGCGCACGAGGCUGACAAUGCGCUUCUGCUUCAGAUUGAGGAUCGGAUUGAAAUAUACGGAUAUAACUUUGAAAAGCGGAAAUUCCGCAAUCAAGGGACUCAGAACGUCAUGAAUGAUGGAGAGAGGUGCACAAAGAAUUACGCUGAGAUGCCUCGCAGGCUGCACGGUGAAAAAACGAUGUGGAUGAAACACACCGCCACCUUACCGAACGCGUUGAAGAAGAAACCUCGCGGACGACCAAGGAAGCAACGUGAUGAGCCAGCGCUUCUCAAGUCUGUUGAAAGUUGCGCAAGAAAACUGCAUCCUGGAACGGACGUGACCGCACACAGAUCAGAGAGCACAGAAUAUUUGAGGGUCAAGAAUCAAAGCUUUACCGUGAAUGAUACAAGCCCCGAUAAUGGGUCGAUUUCUUCAUCACCUUGUCCAUCGCCUUCAUUACUUCAAAGGGCUGAUGAUCAGUAUCUAGCAUUAUUUCGGCUGCAAGGAGAUGGACAUACUACAACUGCCGCAAAGGCGUGUGAAGUCACAAUGGACGCGUCUUUAUUUUCGCAAAGAUAUAGUCAGAUUUCAAGACAAGAGCAGCAACCAACACCGUAUAUGAGAAAGGCAAUGAUGGAUUUACAGGAGUAUUCCUUGAGCUCCCCAGGUGAAAUCAUUCAAGAGGCGGUAGAACCUCCCAAUAAACGGCACUUCUAUCCAAUAUACAAAAUACCCUUUCAUCUUCAGCUCGUUCGCACUUAGUGACCAUACCUUACUACAAUUAUCCUUCCGUCUGGUCCAUUAUGAUUCUUGAGUUACCGGAUUGGUG
Molecule: messenger RNA, 1669 nt
Organism: Opisthorchis viverrini
Lineage: Eukaryota; Metazoa; Platyhelminthes; Trematoda; Opisthorchiida; Opisthorchiidae
Exons: 8
Coding region: 4-1602 (532 amino acids)
Cellular component (GO): nucleus
Molecular function (GO): zinc ion binding
Source: RefSeq, a predicted model, not a curated record